AUCGGCAAUGUUUUGCCACCCGAUCUAUGUUUGGAAGAAGCAUCACCGCCUCGAUACCGGUACCUCGAUCCCAAAGCUUCCUGCUGUUGCUGGUAAUCUCUGCUUACCCUCCAAGAGAUAGAAUUUCCUGUUCCAAAAGGACGUGAGCUUCAUGGUGCAAGCAAGCAAGAGUCGAGUCGACCUGUUAUUGUGAGAGCUGAAGCAGAGACAAUCCCAGCAGUGGAUGCCAAGGAAGUGGCAGUUUUCCAACGACUCGACGACUGGAUAGAAAGAAACCGUCAAUCCCACAGAAUAGCACGCCCAUUCCUGUUUCUCUAGCUAGCUAUCGAAACAUUCUCGAAAACACACUCAGCAAUCAUGGAUCGCAUUUUAGCAAUGGUCCUCCUGCUCUUCCUGGUGCUGGUGGUAUUGUUGAUGUUUGGUGCAUUCUUCGCAGUGGCACCAGUCAUUUGCACCUGUUUGAUAUCCUUGCUCUAUUCUCUCUACCUCUUUAUGGCAUAUGAACAAAGUGGCGUACAUCAGGCACAAGAGUAUGAGAAUCGAUUUUGGACCAUUUUUGGCCUGUUGCUGUCAACGGCUCUUUUCUUUGCCAAAGAUUCACCCUUUGCAUUUGGCCGACACUGGAGUCCGUCUUUGGGCUUCACCAUGGUCAUACUUUCAGGAUACAUUAUGCACGUGUGGGAUAGACACCAUCAUCGAAAUCAAAUCAGUCAACAAACGAGGCUAAGAAGGGCGUCUAUUGGAUGCAUCUCUUUGAACACGCUGAAUCAAUAUGGGCUCAGAGUAGAGGAUCAGCUGGCUAGAAUCAACGGAUGUCUGCGUGAUAUAGAUCAACUCCUCAUUCCCUCGACAAUCAACAACUUUAUCAAUCUUCGAUUCGUACUGCAAAAGGAACGAGAGAUCAUCUCCAUUUUUGAGGAAUGUGAUGCUCGUGCUCUCAACUAUCUGGUAGGGCAUGUCAAACUAGCCUUGCUCUUUUACAAAAUCAAGGAUCACCGUAACUUUGCUGGACAAAAUCGAACCAGGAUCAUUCAGCUCUUGGCCGUGGAGCGACUAGCCAUCUUGACUGUCAUGUCUCGUGUCAUUGUCUUGCAUUCCCUUCAGCUCCUGAAACUAAAAGCCAAUCCAAGAGCAGAACAGUGGGUUCUGAACAUCAUACAGAAUACCAACCAAGAUGAUUUGUCUCAACUCAAGACUUUGAUGGACGGCAAGGGAGACUACUUUUGCAUGACAAAACUUGUCUAUGAGGACCUGCGAUCCGAAAGCACCCGACAAGAUAUACUCAGCCACAUCCGACGAGAAGCCGCUGUACAACAAGCGCACAUGCAAAUGGGGACGAAGAGGGCGCAAAAGCGCAAACACCUCGCAUGGCGCAAGGUCCUCUCGGAUGUAGACGAUACUUUGUUGAGCAGCGGUGGAUCUUAUCCUUCGGGAGUCGACAAACGAUACGCUAAGAAAGUGGUAUACCCAGGCGUGUUGGCGUUCUAUCGAGAGUUGGAUCUGGGGACGCAAGGGCCAGACGAAUGGCCUGAAAACCGCCUAGGGAACCUGGUCUUUCUAUCGGCCCGUCCACACGUCUACAAGGAUAUGAGUGAGAAGGCUAACUUCAAGAAGUUUGAAAAGAUGAGGUUGCCGAAUCAAGAUGGACGCAAAGGAAUGCACACGGUACCGUCCUUACUGGCUGGGGAUAUUGCAUCUGGAAGCAAAUUCAUGGCCUCCGGCGAUUUUGAGCACUUGGCUGUCAAGAAGUUUGAAAACUUCAAACGAUACGUGUCAAUCUAUCCAGAAUUCAAACACGUCUUUGUGGCGGACAAUGGACAGGGUGAUGUCCGAGCAGGAGAAAUGAUGUUUGACAAUUUCCCAUAUGAACUAGAAGCACUUUACGUUCACGAAGUGACAGAGCGACGCAAAACGCAUGGGUACGACGCUGAGGCGUACCGAAAGAAAGAAUUCUUCCCCUGCUUCUUCACAACUUAUCCUGAAGCAGCCAUCCAUGCCGCCACAAUAGCGGAUCCGCCUUUAAUGGGCCUCAAAGGAAUGCGCAGAGUUUGUGCCGACGCAGCUGGAGACUUCCAGGCAAUUGCCGAAAACAAAUGGGCUACCAUACGGACAAAAGCAGAGCGUCGCUUGGAACUGAACCAGGCAAUAUGGCUGGCAAACUCUAUCCUAGAGAGAAAUGGACUGGAGCCGGUUCCGCUGAUACAAGCCGAGGAGAUCUGGGCAAUUGGGCAAAUUGUGAAAACUCCGUAUGGACUGGGAACAAUCUGCAGUUUCAACCCGGAAACUAACUUGUACGAAGUGGACUUGGAUUGGAGGCCACUCAAUGUGCAGCUAGCGGAUCACCUUACAAAAGAGCGAAAUGAAACAAUCCUCCCUCGUAACAGUACCGAGUCCGCAGCCGGCGGCAACAACGACAGCACAACAAAACUGACUCUUGAGACUGUUGUUGAGAUUGAAGAAAUCGAAGAGGGAGAUGCAGUGAUUCUGGAUCAGGGCAAGCCUGACUCGGCAGAAGGCAUCACUGUAACGCCGUCCGUAAGUGGCAGGCGACCUUCGUCGGAGCAGCUGAGCAGAAUACUUGCAAAGCUCCCGCGUGAGGAAUCAGACAACAACAAUGACGGCACUGCCACGAAAGCUGAAGGCGAGAAUUUUGCAAAAACCGUCAAAACAUCUGCGAAAAUGGGCACUCCACCUGCCGCUCGCAAAGUCAAGGCCUAUGUUGCCGGACAUCAGAUUACGAAAUAUACACCCCCCGUUUUACCCAAACUCGAUAAGACGAGGGGCAGCAUCUUUACGUUCUGGAGUCCCAGCAACAGUAGCGCCGAGAAGAAAUCAAUCUACAAGGCGGGUGCUCAUUGCACGACUCCGUAUGGAAAUGCCACGAUCGUAGAGCAUCGUGAAAAGCACCGACUCGUUGUUGUGGAUAUGAUUGGUUGGAAGGCGAAGGCAUUCCUGCGAGAAGAUGAUGUGAAGAUUGCCUCGAAAGGGCUGAUCAGAUCUUUGUUCCGAAAGAUGAGCGGCAGCGAAGCCCCUCCCGUCAAGCCCAAGGAUUUCCCCUACGCCGAAGGGACCAUCAUCAACACUCCUUACGGCAAAGGAUCAGUCACAAAACCACUGCCGUUCAAGAAAGGCACAGAAGGAAGAGAGACUCCGAGGCGGAACAGCUCGAAAAAGGGCGAGGCGGCAUUUGCCACCCCUGAGCACACAACUCGCCGAUCACGCUCUGGGUCUAUUGGUUCACCAAACGCAGAAGCUCAGUCGGUUCCCACAAUAGGAAUUAGUUUGACUUCGUGGAAACUUGCCAAUGGAACUCAUCCGGUGAUCUACUGUCCAGUUGCCACAGCCCAGGAAUGGAAAGACAGACGACAUGGAGGGAUCCUAUCCAAAACGGUGAACUUGGUUUCGAAAUCGAAAACCUUGUUGGGGUCGCUGCUAACUCCCAGCAGCAGAGCCAGCAAUAAACAAAAGAAGGAAACGAAAGAAGAUCUGACCCCUCUCGAAAAACAAUACUACCAAGACUCCGCAAAGGUCUCGACGCAAUUUGGGAAAGGAAUUAUCACUUCGUUCCGCCCGAAAGAUGGCUUCUACUGCAUAUCCCUAUGCAACUGGAGUUUAGCCAACGGUUCGCAUCCUGUUGCCUACUUGAAGAAGAAUGACAUCAAAACCCAAAUUGCGGAAGGUUGCCAGGAGGGCUAUCCCGUUUAUACGAAACUUGGCCUGACGGGAACCCUUCAGUCGGUACAGCCAACAACAGGUGUUCAUAUCGUGACAGUCGGUUCAGCUGGCAUUGUCUGUUACUUGCAGCCAGAGUUCGUACUGCGGCCAAUCAAGGCAGCUGUUGGGGAAGAUGUUUUGACAGCCUACGGCGAGGGCGUUGUGGAAAAGUAUCGCGUGAAAGAUGACACGUACCAAAUAGAGCUCAAGGGGUGGCACGGCGCCAAGUUGUAUGCGAAAGCAGAGACAUUCGAUCGCGUCGACGACGGCAUGCAAGAUCGAGGCAGCUUUGGAAUGAAGUGGCUCCUGGACAUGUUCUUCUCGUCUGAUUCCAGAGGUGGUACCGUGUCGCGUAGUCGCAGCAACAGUAUUACCAGUGGCCGCACAAGUCGCACUUCCUAGCUUCUAUGCUGUCCUUCAGUGCCUCUACAAUUUACCGUUACAUCUACCCAUAGAACAGAUUCGUUUAGUUUUGAUUAUUCUUACAAGAAGUGUGCUUGCUGCAAUGUUCCUUUAGCUCGUCAGCUCUGACCAUGAUAGCGAGACUUCUUGGCCGUGCCACCACGACCAUGUUUUUGUCGGCGGUCUUCUACUUUUCUUUUUUUUCGUUGCUGCUCACGUUCGUUCUUCUUCCGGCGACGCUUAGCUGCAGAUUGAGGGUCUCGAAUAGCUUCACUUUGAAUCAUCAGCUUUCGACUUUCCUUCUUUUCUCUAGCCUUCGUCUUGACUGCGGCGUAUGUAGUCAAGAAGAUAUCGGCUGGAUCACACUUGUCCUCCAGGACUCGCAAAACGUCUCGUGCCAACGAUGCUUCAGCUGGAAUGGCUUCUGGCUCUGUUCCUUUGCGGCGGUUCCUCUGGUGUUGCUUCGUCAGCACAGAGGGGUUCUCCGCAUCGUUCGCAGUUUCCGUGUCGACUCGGUGCAGGGGUUCCAACAUCAACUCCAGAUGAGGAAAGACAACGUCAGGGCACACAGUGGCAAAUGCUCCAAAGGCCUUGAAGACAGCUUGUCGACGUUUUGGACCCUUUGGUUUUGCCAUGCCCGACAGCCGCUUCAUUACCCAUCCAACCGGAUUCUGACUCUCCGAGGGUGCAUCACCUUGGUCAGAAGCGUAGCAGAGAGUUGGGUUGGCAUGCAUGGCGGGCAAAAGCCAGCACAAAGACUUGAUACAAAGAGUAGUAAUCUCGUCACUCUGGUGCUCUUCUUCCGAGUUCAAUUGGAAGCAGAGAUUCCGUGCUACCUCGUACAAUGAGCCA
This is a messenger RNA of Seminavis robusta, 4968 nucleotides long. The record is from the annotation of a GenBank genome assembly. NCBI's taxonomy places the organism in Eukaryota, Bacillariophyta, Bacillariophyceae, Naviculales, Naviculaceae.